AUGUCGGCGCCAACAAAAUUGAAGAUUUCAUUCGGCAAGAAGCCUGAGCCCACGCCACCCGCCCAAGAGUCACCCGCGCCUCAGAAGAAACUCACAUUGAAAUUCGGAGGACCUAAGCCCUCAGAAGAACCACCUGCUACCGAGAAGCUAGCGAAGCCAAAGAAGAAGAAAGCAGCUCCCAAGCCCAAGGGAGAGUCAGCAGCAUCAAAGAAACGACGCGCCAAUGUGCCCGCCGGCGAUGAUUCGGAUACGGCUCCAGCAGUCGAGGCCCCGUCGGGUCCCAAGCGCAUCAAGUUGCUGAAUUCUGCAAAGCAAAGUGGCGUCAAAUCGAUCCGCAUAAAGAGCAAGCCGCGGUUCCAGGCCCGGCCUAUGGGUGUCGGAUAUGACUCGGAAGCCUCUGACAUGGAAACGGAUCCUCACAUUGAGGAAGACUUUAUUCUACGAAUGAUGCCCGGCGAGGACUGCGAGUACAUCCGGCAGGCCAUUAACGAGCGACGCCUCGACACAUCUCAGAUCGGUAUCAAGCCGCUUACUCGAGAGGGUCGACGUACGGUUUUGAGGAUUCGCGACAAACAAUAUGCUGCGACAUUGGUUGACCUUCCUUGUAUCGUGGAGGGAAUGAAGAGCUGGGACAAACGCAUGUUUUACAAAGCCGGCGAUAUCACGCAGAUGCUGCUUGUCCUGGGUCAAGUUCAAAAUGACGAAGAGGCGAUGCGAUAUCCAUUGCCCAGUGACGUCAAUGUGUUGGACGAUAAGACUUACCAAUAUGCGCAUGGCCUGACACCGCCGUUGAAACAUGUACGGAAGCGUCGAUUUCGCCAGCGUGUCAGCGCUCGCACCAUCGAACAAGCAGAAAAAGAAGUCGCAGAUCUUAUUGCACAAGACGAAGCUGCGAUCCGUGCGCCCAAAUUCGAACUCGUCGAUGCGACAUCCAUGACCCGUGCCGAAGGCAUGGUCGAUUACGAGGAAGAUUACGAUGACAUGCAGGAUGCGGAUGGGGAAGCAGAGUACGAGCUGCAGGACGAGGACGACGCCCAAGCGGAUCUGUUCGAGGACGAACUUGCCGCAGACCUGGAGGCUGCCCUGGCGGCAGGCCUCGAAGAGGAACCAGGUACAGCCGAAACACCAGCAGCGGCUGGGCCGGAGCAAUCUGCAACACCGUCGGCAGCGAAAGCUGGCAAUGAGUCAUCGGGCGACGAGAGCGAGGCAAGUGAGCGCGAGGAGAGCGGUGGUCCAGAAGACGUAGGAGAUUUUGACGACGAAGCCGUUGAACGGCACCGCGAGGUUCAGGAACAGCGUGAGAUGAUCACUGAACUUGAGGGGCUGAUUGCCCAGGAAACUGCCAAGUACGAGAUGCAGGCGAACAAGAUCUUGAAGCAAAAGAUUGGCAAGCGCGUGCAGCAGCUGAAGCAAGACUUGGCAUUGAAGAAGGCUUCUAUUGGGGAGACGCAGGCGGACGACGACUCGUGA
Molecule: messenger RNA, 1470 nt
Organism: Talaromyces rugulosus
Lineage: Eukaryota; Fungi; Ascomycota; Eurotiomycetes; Eurotiales; Trichocomaceae
Exons: 1
Coding region: 1-1470 (489 amino acids)
Biological process (GO): transcription initiation at RNA polymerase II promoter; RNA polymerase II preinitiation complex assembly
Cellular component (GO): transcription factor TFIID complex
Molecular function (GO): RNA polymerase II general transcription initiation factor activity
Source: RefSeq, a predicted model, not a curated record